AAUUUAACAAGCGAACAGGGGUGGAAAGAGGAAUGAGCAAUAACGCGACGCUUGUUUGUUUCGCCAUCGCUUCGCACACUCUCUCCGCAAUUCGAAAAUAGUCGAAUUUCCGAAUAAACACAGCUCGAAUCCGCGCUGAUCUUGCGAUCAGGACCACUUAAACCACACCACGACGAAAUGGCCAGGCCGAAGGCAAGUGCCAAGGAAAAGGCCAAUCCCAAGCCCCCGCCAGCAACCGCCAAGAGGCGAGGACGUACUACCAAGAAGCAGGAUGGGGAGAAGGAGAACGAGGAGCAGGCGCCCGCACCCAGCAGCCAAGCUGAACCAUCCAGAAUCUCAAUUGCGGCAGAGACCAUGUAUACGAUAAUGCGGCACGCCGAGCGGAAGGCGUCACUCCACAAAAACUACGUAAAGGAGAUGCAGCAACUGUACACCAAGAUGGGCCACCAAGCGUUCCAAAAGAUGUUCAUUGACGUGCUGAAGGCGGUCCUGGAGGCGGAGGAGGGCAACGAGAAUGCCACCAUGGCACUCAAUUUUUGCGCCACCCUGGUGACCAGCUUCGAAUCAGAGCGCACGCACCCAGUGCUUGCCGCGACCAUCCACUGGCUACUCACGACAUAUUCCAGCAAUCCACACAUCCGGUAUCGCAUCUGCUACUUCGUGAAUCUCAUCCUCAAGGAGCUGGGACCCAAUGCCGCCCUGGACGACACCCAGUGUGACGAAAUCCUAGAGGCGAUGCUGGAGCGCGUCAAGGAUGUGGCGCCCAGUGUGCGCAAGCAGGCCGUGCUGGCCAUGCAGCGUCUGCAGAUGCCAGACAAUCCCAAAGAUCCCGUUGUGGUGGCCUACCAGUUCCACCUCUCCGCCGAUCCGUCGCCCAGCGUACGUCAGUGCAUCAUAACGUGCAUGGGCCGCAACUACAUUACCGUGCCGUACAUCCUCCAGCGCCUGUGGGACGUUGACGAAAAGGUGCGCCGGCACACGUACGUCAACAUGUGCAACUACCCGGUCCGCUCCUACAAGGUGGCCCAGCGCCUGACCCUGCUUGAGCAGGGACUCAACGACAGCUCGGCCACCGUGCGCAAGACCGUGAUCAACUACAUGCUGAAGGCCUGGAUCGAGUCGUACCAGCAAAACUACAUCUCCCUCACGGCUGCCCUCAAGCUGGACUCCAACGAGGAGGAGUUGCUGCGCUUCCGGCGAGUCGCCAAGCAGAUGCUACGGGUGAUCUUCGAGAAAACGGACGUCGAUCAGCUGACAGCGCUGCUGCCCCUGAGCGACGACUGUGAGCUGCACCGCUGUAUACCCCACGACCUGCUGACCGUGGAGCUGCUGCUCUACUGGCAGUGCCUCAGCGAGUUUCUGGAGACGCAGGCGGACGAGACGGACCCGGUGUUGCCCGAGCUAAGUGUCUUCUGCAGCUAUGUGGAGAAAUUUUGCCUGUUCCAGAAGCCCGACAUGGACAAGUUCGCCCAGAUCGAGUUCCAAAACAUGCUGCUGUCGCUGGUGGAGAUGCUGCAGUCGUACGACCUGGGCGACGAGAUCGGGCGUGGCAAUAUGAGGGUGCUGAUCACCUGCUUGCUGAAGGACUGCCUGCUGGACCACAAGAUUGUGUGCGUCCUGGUGCGGAGCACGGAGCAGCUGAUCACCGACCUCAACGACCGGAUGCAGUACUUCAUCGACAUCAUCUACGAGCUGUGCGAGCUGAACACCAAGCAGAACGAGCUGAUUCACGACCGCAGCCUGAUUAAUAAGUUGCUGGACGACUUGGACACGCCGCUGAAGAUGAAGAUCUCGGCGCUGAAGGUCAAGAUCCUGGAGCUGGAGGAGCAGGAGGACAACUUUGUGCGCCAAAAGGAGUACAUACGCGCGCAGGCGGUGACAGAAGAGAAGACCGCCGUCACCGCGGAGUACACGGAGCUGAUACGGCCGCUGCUCGAGCGGAGCGGCGUGCUUGAGAUGCCCGCCCGGCCCAAGCUCUCCAAGCAGGAGCGCAUACUGAAGGCAUUGUUCAUCUCGUACUACAUGGUGGCAUCGCCGAACGUGCACAAGCUAACGCCUGCCAUCUGCCAGCUGUACAAGGACUUCAUCUGCCGCCACCUGGCCUCCACCGAGGUGGACAUCUUCGAGUGGGCCAUCAAAUGCGGCACCACCUACUGCUUGUUCUACGAGACGUACUGCAAGGAGAUGUUCGAGGUGGUGGUGGAGCAGGUCUGCAACAACAACAUUUCGCGCCUGUGCGAGACGGCGGCCAGCUGCCUGAUGGAGCUGCUGGACCACUACGGCCUGGACUACUUUAACGAGCUUAACCAAACAGGAGCCGGCGGCGGUGGCGGCCAGUUAAACAAGAGCAAGCGGCGCCAGCUCUACACGAUGCAGGACCUCUAUGACUGCGACGACGAUGGCACCCAAUCGCAGAACAGUGACCAAAACUCCGACAUCCUCAUGGUGUUGAGUCACUUUGUGGAUCGAGUGCAAAGCAAGGGCGUCCGCCUGGCCAUAGUGCGCGGACUGUGCCGUCUGGUGCUCCGCGGACACGUGGACGACCGCACGGACGUCAUGGAAACAUUGCUGAGACGCUACUUCAACCCAAACACCGAGGCCAUCGUCAGCCAAGUGCUGGGCAUGUUCUUCGAGCAGCUGCUGCACUACAAGAAGCAGGCCCUGCUGCAGCCAUGCCUCCUGCCCUGCGUGUGGACCAUAAUGAACUGCAACUUUGACUCGCCGCUCUGCACAGUUCAGCCAGAUCACCUGACCAAGUUCUUUAUCGAAAUGACGAUGCAGGAGGGCACCUCUCCGCAGACGAAUAUCCACAACAAGAUCGCGCUGAGCUUCCUUCAGUACAUACAGAACUACUUCACAGAGCGGCGGGAUAUGUGCCGCCUCUUGGCCAAGGAGCUCACCUCCCUAACAGUGAACGUAUCCAACGGGCCGGCAAUUAAGGCUGAAAUGCUCGAGCUGGCGGACAAACUGAUAGCUAGCGACCUGGAUCCCCGCCUGACCAAGAAUAUUGAAAACUUCAAGCUUAUGGUCAACGGCAGCUUUGAACCGCCACCCCGCCGGAACCCGGAGGAGGGUGACAGCGACGAGGAGUGCGAAACAGCCACAGUGGCAUCGGUUAAUGUAGUGCCAGAAGAGACAGCUGCAGGGCCCGCUCCCGAAGAAUCCGCCACAGAGCCAUCUAUGGCGGCUGUUACGGAUGCGUCACAAGGUGAGGCAACCGCAGCUGCAGCAGAAGCCUCUCCGGCCUUGGCGCCAGCGCCAGAGCCCAUUGUAACUACUUUUGGGGAAGCCAAUAUAAUCGGAAUCCGUCACCUGCGGCGCUCCCUGGCUAUAAGUCGUUCGGAGGCGGAUAGCCUGCUUGGCUUGGAUGCCGAAGCCGAUGCUGACUCCGAGCCCGACAACGUAUCGGAACCAGAGCCUGAAGGAGCUGCUGCAACCGAGGCGGCCGAGACAUCAAAGAGGAAUCUACGCCGGCCGCAGAUGAAGCGACGUCUCGAGCAAGCACUAGCCAGGUCAUCCAAGACGCCGGAGAAGAAGCCGCCGAGCUACGAGGAACCAUCGUCGUCGUCGGAAAGCGAAGUCGCCGCGAGUCCAGCCAGAGUAGAUCGGUCAAACGAUUCCGAGGUGAUUGAAGCUUCGCCCACCGCAGUCUCGCCGCCGAGUGACAGCCGGACUCUGCCCAAUGCCAGUCAUGUUCGCCUGCGUUCGCUGCGCAGCCGAAAAGGCGGCGUGGCAGCCGCCCAGCCCGCUCCCAGCUCCGCCAGCAAACGGAAGGUACUGGCCCUGGAAACGCCUCUCCGAAACGGACGGAAAAGAGUGCUCAGGCGAACGCCGUCCGAUCCGCAUUCCCGUUCCCUGCGGUCCAAUGACUCGGCCGCCCCCUCGCCUCGCAACUCGCCGCUGCGAAAGCAGCAGCGCCUGGACGCCACUCAGAAGAAUGCCAACAGUCCCACGGAGAGCACAUCGUCAGUUAAGGAGAACAGAGUGCCGCCCAUGAUAGUUGCAGACUCAAAGUCCACAUCCGAGGCUGAAUCCGAGUCGGAACCAGAACCCGAAUCCGAGCCAAGGCCAUCGACGUCCAGACAGCCAGCCAUCGCCAAGACGCUUCGAUCAUCGCGAACCCGGCUCGCCAGCACGAGCACUCCAAAGAUAACGACUCGGAACUCCGCACGCGCCCAGCGGCUAAGCACCCAAGUCAUGACCCGAAAGCGGAUGUCGCUCGAGAUGAACCUCAGUGCCGGCCAGCUGCAGUCCACGCCCAAGCGAGUGACGCGGGCGGCGCCCACCUCCAUGAGCGAACACAAGACACGUAGUAGUAGUAGACGACGGAAAUAGCCCUCAGCAAUCAGCGUUAUGUUAUGUCCACUCUUGUUGUGUGUUCCAAGUUCGUUCGACUUUACGAGUUACAGUUUAGAGUUAAUAACUUUCCGUGAGUUUCAUUGUGUACAAUAUGUGUAAAUUAUAUCUAGUUUGAAAUUUCAAUAUAUCGUUGAGUAAUUUAAUCAAUGUUUAAGUCGCUGCGUAAAAUUAUAGACUAAAUAAACAUAUAAAAGCCAAA
Molecule: messenger RNA, 4558 nt
Organism: Drosophila kikkawai
Lineage: Eukaryota; Metazoa; Arthropoda; Insecta; Diptera; Drosophilidae
Gene: Cap-G
Product: Chromosome associated protein G
Biological process (GO): mitotic chromosome condensation
Cellular component (GO): condensin complex; condensed chromosome; cytoplasm
Source: RefSeq, a predicted model, not a curated record